This is a messenger RNA of Fonsecaea multimorphosa CBS 102226, 1722 nucleotides long. RefSeq lists its product as uncharacterized. The transcript has 2 exons. The record is from RefSeq and is a predicted model, not a curated record. Lineage: Eukaryota; Fungi; Ascomycota; Eurotiomycetes; Chaetothyriales; Herpotrichiellaceae. The coding region runs from base 1 to 1722 and encodes 573 amino acids.
AUGUCGGGUCUCGAGAUUGUUGGCACUGUCCUUGCAGUGAUCCCACUGCUUCUCCCAGCGCUCGAUCUGUACAAAAACGGCCUCAGCCGCGUUUCGGUCUUCCUCCGGCGGAGGAAACAUGUGGAGAAGCUCAUCCAUGCUUUGCAUCUCCAGAAAACGUUGUUAACCGAGAACGUGCGAACAUUGGCCAUUAGGGCUGGGGUCGAUGUCGACGACAUACCAGAAGAUCCACGACAGUUGUUCGAGCUACUCCACGGCGAUGACGACCUUAAGGGAAGAGUGGAGGCGUAUCUGGGCACCGAGGCUAAUGAGCUGUAUAUGUCUGCCGUGGUAGCUUGUGAAGAGGUUGUGCGCAAUAUCGUUGCCCACAUCGAGGGUUUCUUGCCUGCAGGGCCACUGACGCAGCCAGGGAGUCUGAUUGUGUUCAUCCAAGCCAACAGACAUUCAGUAGGCAACGGGCUGGACCUGAGGGCACGGUUCAAUCUGACUCUGGGCAAAUCGGAUGUUGAUAAGAGCAUCCAAGAGCUCGAUAGGUCCAUUCUCAUCCUCGAUCGGCUGUCUGCCGCAGUGGCGGCAAAUCGAGACGCCACAGAAAGCUCCAUUUCGCGCACAGCUACGAAGUUUGCAGCGGCGGUUGCCAAAACCAGGGACAAUGCUGAGAGGCUGUACUCGGCCAUUGCCAAUGGAUGGACCUGCAAAUUCCACAAAUCCCAUGAAGUCAAGCUGAGGCUUGACCGAAGCCCACCGGCUCUUACCCGUGCCGCCUUGAAAACAAAUCACUCGCCGACUAAGGAGCUGGUAUUCGAGGUUGUUUUCCGGUGCGACCAGCCUCAGAACGACAUAAUUUGGCACGAGAGUAGAGUGGAAAUGCUUGAAGACCCCCAUGUCAAUGGAGCAGGAGUCACCGCGGCACAGUCGGCAACAACAGUGAACUCGCGUCCAAAGGUGAUAAUUUCAGUUCCACCAAAGGCCAAGGUACUUCCGGCUACGUCGCAAAAGGUCGUAUGCUUAUGUACCUCGCUGCACGGCGCAGUUACCGCCAAUAAGGCGUUGCAUUUGUACAUUGCUUCACAGACGAAUAUGCAUUGCGACCAACGCGAAUGCCCAGCACCCUCUUCCGCUGGAAAGUUCGACGUGCGUUCCCUGCGAGAGUUUCUCUCGAUUCAAGGUGGUCAUUAUAGAAGGAUUGCAUUGCGGGAUCGAAUGCUUCUGGCGCUGACGCUGGCCAUUUCUCUGCUGCAGCUACACGAAACCCCGUGGCUGUACGAGAGCUGGUCGAAAGAAACGAUUCAGUUUAUGAAGGCACCAGGUGCAAAGGGCAAAAGCGUGGCAACAUUGGACAUCGACUUCACCAGGCCGCUAAUCUCCCGCGAGUUCUUUUCCCCGUCCCACGGUUCACCAAAACAUCUGCAACCUAAGGAGGCACUCCUGGAGCUUGGGAUCAUGCUUCUUGAACUCUGGUACGAGAAGACAAUCGAGGAUCAAUUCCCUGGGGACCCCCUACCAGCUGACUAUUGGGGCAAACUUCGAUUGGCAUCCAUAUGGCUUGAAGACACGACAAACCCUUUGCUCCCCCAAUACCGGCUUGCAGUGGCACAGUGCGUCAAAUGCUUCUUCGGUGGUGGAUUCAGCAGUCCUAGCUGGGAUGACUUUGAAUUUCGCAAGGCGCUGGUCAGGGACAUGGUUGAGCCAUUGCACGAAAACUGCAAGCCAUGGUUAUGA